AUGGCUCCAGGUUUCACCCGCCCGCGGGGCGCAGCAGCCGACGACGACGACGACCGUGUGCGAAUCGACCUCAUCCAAGACGCCGGCGACGUCGUGCGGGCUUUCGACUGCGUCUGCGCAGCGUUCGGCCGACAGACCAACGACGGCAUCUGGGUGCAGAUGAACCCGGCAUGGGACACUUUGCAGGGAAGGCAGCGCGCGGCCGACGUCAUGGUCGACCGUUGGCGCAGCACGACCCGAGACAACGAGGGCCGGCUCAACAGCAUCUUUCUUAAAGCCACGGUUCCCAGCCAGGUUGGCCCACCGGGAAGCGACGGCCAUGCCGCCACAUCACGCGACAUCGUCGGCAUCGCCAUCUGGCAGCAGGCCUCGGUGGUCCCCGGUCACGGUGACAAGCCUCCUGAGCACCUGGCCGAGGUCGUCAACCUCGAGGCGCUGCACCCCGGGAACGAGGCGGAGCAGCGGUACGCCUGCCAGCUGGAUGCCUCCCUGCGCCGUCGCCGGAUCGAGGUCGUCAAGGAAAAGGCAACGGCCGCUCCACCCGCCGCCAUGGUCCUAGAUUUGUGCGCCGUCGACCCGGCCUUUCAGGGGCGGGGCAUUGCCACGAAGCUGGUGCGGUGGGGGCUUGACGAGGCCCAAAGGAGAGGGGGCAUCGAGGCCAUCACAGAGGCUUCUGCCAUGGGGAGGCGCGUCUACCAGAAGCUUGGUUUCCGACAGGAGGGGCCCGAGGUGCGGUACGACGUCGACGCCGAGUUUGCCGAUCGAAAGCGGCCGUCCAACAUCUUUAUGCGCACGUCCUCGUCGUUGGAUGAGUAA
Molecule: messenger RNA, 816 nt
Organism: Drechmeria coniospora
Lineage: Eukaryota; Fungi; Ascomycota; Sordariomycetes; Hypocreales; Ophiocordycipitaceae
Exons: 1
Coding region: 1-816 (271 amino acids)
Molecular function (GO): acyltransferase activity, transferring groups other than amino-acyl groups
Source: RefSeq, a predicted model, not a curated record